ACCUAGGCCGGUGCGUCGGCCCGUUGGGCCUAUGGUCUUACCUUCCAAUUCACUAACCGCGGUUAGCUAAUCCUGGUUAACCGAAACCCUAACAUCGCUCCUCACCACCCGCCUCUAUUUAAAAUCCAUGGCCGAGGCACGAAAUGGAGCUCAAGGCAUUUGACGGCGUCUUUGCACACGCCUCAAUUUCUUCUCCAUUUCCAUCCUUUUUUCUUUUUCUUUUCCUUUUGCCCCUCGAUUCCAUUCCUGAUCUGCGAAGAUGAGAGAGUGCAUCUCGAUCCAUAUCGGGCAGGCCGGUAUUCAGGUUGGAAAUGCCUGUUGGGAACUUUAUUGCCUCGAGCACGGCAUCCAGGGUAAAAGAGCAUUGCGCUUGCCAGUCGGACAAUUUCUAUACGUAUACGCAUGUGGUAUUGAAUGAUGUUCACCAGCAUUAACAAUACGCUUUUCUCCAGCCUGAUGGCCAAAUGCUUAGUGAUAAAACCAUUGGUGGCGGCGACGAUGCAUUCAACACCUUUUUCAGCGAGACUGGAGCUGGGAAGCAUGUCCCCCGUGCGGUCUUUGUUGAUUUAGAACCUAAUGUCAUCGAUGAAGUAAGAACUGGCGCAUACCGCCAGCUCUUCCACCCUGAACAGCUAAUUAACGGCAAGGAAGAUGCUGCAAAUAACUUCGCCCGGGGCCACUAUACCAUUGGCAAAGAAAUUGUUGAUCUCUGCCUUGAUCGCAUCAGAAAGCUAGCCGACAAUUGCACUGGUCUCCAAGGGUUCCUGGUUUUCAAUGCUGUUGGUGGAGGCACUGGCUCUGGCCUUGGUUCACUUCUCCUUGAGCGUUUGUCCGUGGACUACGGCAAGAAAUCUAAGUUGGGUUUCACUGUCUACCCAUCUCCUCAGGUCUCUACCUCUGUGGUUGAGCCCUACAACAGUGUUUUGUCGACCCAUUCUCUUCUGGAGCACACUGAUGUGUCCGUUCUCCUUGACAAUGAGGCAAUCUAUGACAUCUGUAGGCGUUCCCUCGACAUUGAACGCCCCACCUACACCAAUCUCAAUCGCCUCGUUUCUCAGGUCAUUUCUUCUUUGACCGCAUCACUGAGGUUCGAUGGUGCUCUGAACGUCGAUGUCACCGAGUUCCAGACCAAUCUGGUUCCAUAUCCAAGGAUCCACUUCAUGCUCUCAUCCUAUGCCCCUGUCAUCUCUGCGGAGAAGGCUUACCAUGAACAACUCUCCGUUGCUGAAAUCACCAAUACCGCCUUCGAGCCUUCUUCCAUGAUGGCAAAAUGCGACCCGCGUCAUGGGAAGUACAUGGCUUGUUGUCUCAUGUACCGUGGAGACGUCGUGCCUAAGGAUGUUAAUGCCGCUGUUGUCACCAUCAAGACCAAACGCACCAUUCAGUUCGUCGACUGGUGCCCGACCGGGUUCAAGUGCGGGAUCAACUACCAACCGCCUACUGCGGUGCCUGGCGGUGAUCUGGCCAAAGUGCAGAGGGCUGUGUGCAUGAUAUCCAACUCCACCAGCGUCGCUGAAGUCUUCUCACGCAUCGAUCACAAGUUCGACCUCAUGUACGCCAAGAGGGCCUUCGUGCACUGGUAUGUUGGUGAGGGAAUGGAGGAAGGAGAAUUCUCUGAGGCUCGUGAGGAUCUUGCUGCACUUGAGAAGGACUACGAGGAAGUUGGCGCAGAGUGCCCUGUGGAUGAAGAAGGCGAAGAGGAUGAGUAUUAAGUGUUCUUUGCCAGCUGCCUUUGUGAAGCACAUCGAUGUUUCAGGCUUCGUGCCUUUGUUUCCUGCCUGCUGGGCGUUGCGUAUAUGCCAUAUCGUCGAGUUCACUGUUUGUGUGUGUAAUGCGUGAGGCUUCCGGUCAUCGUGGUUUCUACUGUUAAACGGGUACCAUUAAUAAGAUACAUCGGCUCGUCUGAUUUAGUGUAUGAAACUGGUUGGAGUGACAUCGCACUCGUUGCAAGGCCCUACAUAUAAUGGAGUGGCCUUGACUGGACCAAUCAGUUCGAAUCAAUCUUGGACCUCACUUGAGCAGAUAUAGUAUCAUUGGCAGCGAGUCAUCUGUCUACUCACCUUAUCUCCAAAUUCCUCUCCUUUCCUUUAUCAUACGAACCUCUCUCUAUUCCCCACGCAAACUGUUUGAUUUUCCAAAACUUCAUGGCAGCCAUCUCCGCAGCAGCACUCUCAGCCGCGGCGGCCGCCAUUACAUCCUCCGGAGCGAGGAGGGCGCCCACAGUGCGGUAUGUCGGAGGCCUGAACUCCUUCUCAGGGCUCAAGGCCGACAACGAGGUGUCAUCCCUCGGCCAGCCGACGACCGCCGCACGGUCCUUCGCUAAGGUCGCGAGCUCCCUGCGAGCGCCGCCGAAAGGGAAGCGGAGCAGCGGCGGAGCAUUGUCGACGACCUGCAACGCCGCGGGGGAAAUUUUCCAGAUCGCGGUCAUCAUGAACGGCCUUGUCUUGGUCGGCGUCGGCGUCGGGUUCGUCCUCCUGCGAGUGGAGGCGUGGGUGGAGGAAUCGGAGUAGGCGCAUGCGUGCAGCAUUAUUAAUAUAUUGUUAAUUCUGUCCCCGCAAGCUUUUGUUCCAGAUUUCCAGACGUUCAUUUGGUUUAUUUGCAAGCAACAAUUUCUUUUCUGAA
This is a messenger RNA of Zingiber officinale, 2622 nucleotides long. RefSeq names its product tubulin alpha-2 chain-like. NCBI's taxonomy places the organism in Eukaryota, Viridiplantae, Streptophyta, Magnoliopsida, Zingiberales, Zingiberaceae. The record is from RefSeq and is a predicted model, not a curated record. The transcript has 4 exons. Gene Ontology annotation, cellular component: cytoplasm; microtubule. The coding region runs from base 465 to 1712 and encodes 415 amino acids. Gene Ontology annotation, biological process: mitotic cell cycle; microtubule cytoskeleton organization. Gene Ontology annotation, molecular function: structural constituent of cytoskeleton; GTP binding.